CUUCGUUACCGAUCAAAACGAAUUUCUUUCUGUCUCUCUCUCUCUCCCUUCUUUCUGUUUACUUUUUCCUGCAACUGUUUAAAGUUUUGUUUAUCCAGCAACAACCAUGCCUAUGAAACCUGAAGAGUAUAUCGACGUCACUCCCGAAAAGAACCACUACUCCUUGGAGCACUUUGUCAUUCCCAAGCACUAUGAAAAGGACGUGUCCAGCAUUCUGAUCCCACACGGUGUCAUUAUGGACCGUAUCCAAAAACUUGCCCGUCUCAUUGUGGACGACACAACUGGUCCUCUAGUUGUAUGCUGUAUAUUAAAAGGUGGCCACCAGUACUUUGCUGACCUUGUAAACCAGAUCAAGGCGUUGACUAAGAACAACGGUAUGAGCGUGCCCUUGAGCUUGGAGUUCAUUCGCGUCAAAUCCUACAAGAACGAUCAGUCUGAAGGCGUCACUAUCUCGCUGAGCGACAGUGAAUGCCAGGAUCUUGCUGGCAAAAAUCUGCUUAUUGUUGAAGAUAUCAUCGACACCGGUAAAACCAUGGUUAAAUUGCUGAAACGCCUCCAGGAUUUCAACCCAAAGUCGGUUCGCGUCACCAGCUUGUUGGUCAAGAAGACUGAGCGUAGCAAUGGAUACAUUCCUGAUUAUGUCGGUUUCGCUAUCCCUGAUGCUUUCGUCGUUGGCUAUGCAUUGGAUUACAACGAGUAUUUCCGUGACCUCGACCAUAUCUGUGUUAUUAGCGAACAUGGAAAACAAGCAUAUGCUGUUUAAUAAGUAUACAAAGUGUUGGAUGGUCGCUUUUCUUAAUGGGGACAAGGGUGGAAGUUACCAACAAGGGAUGAUGUAAUCAAUCAAGAUAAAUAGAAAAGAAACCAUGAGUGUACAUAAUAUGAAAAUCUAAACAUCCGCCUUUGAAAAGCGUUACUGCUGUUAUCGUUAUUGUUGUUGUUGCUGUUCCUUUCUCACUGCUGCGCGUUUUGCUUCAAGCUUAACCAACUUGAGCUUGUCAAGCUCUUCACGUGUAGUCCUAGAAAAACAUUUUCGUCAAAGGCCCGUUCUUUUUUUUUCUGCAACCCUGAGAGUUCGCAGUCAACUUUAAAUAAGUAUUUUCUUACCGUGUAUUCAAGCAGUUGUUCAUUGUCUUUAAUUUAUCACGGCAAGUCCACAUUACUGUAAUGU
Molecule: messenger RNA, 1171 nt
Organism: Zychaea mexicana
Lineage: Eukaryota; Fungi; Mucoromycota; Mucoromycetes; Mucorales; Lichtheimiaceae
Product: phosphoribosyltransferase-like protein
Exons: 5
Coding region: 107-763 (218 amino acids)
Biological process (GO): hypoxanthine metabolic process; purine ribonucleoside salvage; guanine salvage
Molecular function (GO): hypoxanthine phosphoribosyltransferase activity; magnesium ion binding
Source: RefSeq, a predicted model, not a curated record